Messenger RNA from Helianthus annuus (common sunflower), 3158 nucleotides. Its product is annotated as golgin candidate 6-like. Gene Ontology annotation, biological process: intracellular protein transport; vesicle fusion with Golgi apparatus; transcytosis. The record is from RefSeq and is a predicted model, not a curated record. Gene Ontology annotation, cellular component: Golgi stack; endoplasmic reticulum; Golgi membrane. The transcript is spliced from 19 exons. Lineage: Eukaryota; Viridiplantae; Streptophyta; Magnoliopsida; Asterales; Asteraceae. The coding region runs from base 196 to 2943 and encodes 915 amino acids.
UUUCGGAAAUGGAAAAUCAAAGAAAAAAAAAGAAGAAUAAUAAAAUAACGGAUCCUGACCCGAAUAGAAUAUAGCCUUAUAAACCCGGCCCAAGUAUAGCUUUCGGUUCUUCGAUCAAAACUCUCUCUCUCUCUCAUCGCAGAUUAUUAAUUUAUUUCAAAUUGUCAAUCGAACGUUAAGUUGCUACCGUUAUCGAUGAAGAAGAUGGAUUUAGUCUCUGGUUAUAAGGGAGUUGUUGGACUUAUGUUUGGGAAUGAAGAUUCAAGUUCCAAUGAAGAUAGCUAUGUUGAGCGGCUGCUAGAUUGUAUAAAAAAUGGUAAGCUGCCGGAGGAUAGAAGAAAUGCCAUGGCUGAACUUCAGGCCGUGGUUGCAGAAAGCCAUUCCGCACAGCUCGCUUUUGGGACCAUGGGAUUUCCCGUACUUUUCGGAGUCCUCAAGGAACUUGAUGAUGUUGAAAUGGUGCGCGGGGCUGUUGAAACUCUUUUGAGUGCUUUAACGCCAAUUUCACAAGCAAAGUCGCACAAAAACGAGGUUCAACCAGCUAUGAUGAACGCAGAUCUUUUAUCAAGAGACGAACAAAAUAUCUCGCUUCUUCUAAACCUAUUGUCAGAAGAUGACUUUUAUGUACGAUAUUACACACUACAACUCUUAACCGCACUAUUAACGAACUCCCAUGUUAGGUUACAGGAAGCGAUUCUUACGAUCCCUCGUGGUAUAACACGUCUUGUGGAUAUGCUUAUGGAUCGAGAGGUCAUAAGAAAUGAGGCAUUGUUACUUCUAACCUACUUGACCCGUGAAGCUGAAGAAAUCCAAAAAAUAUUGGUAUUUGAAGGUGCUUUUGAGAAGAUUUUCAGUAUUAUUAAGGAAGAGGGUGGUUCGGAUGGUGGCGUUGUUGUGCAGGAUUGUCUUGAAUUGUUGAACAAUCUCAUUCGCAGCAACGCAUCCAAUCAGGUGUUGUUACGAGAGACAAUAGGCUUUGACUCACUAAUAUCCAUUUUGAAACUUAGAGGAAGCACAUAUAGCUUUUCUCAACAAAAGACGAUAAAUCUACUGUGUGUUUUAGAAACAAUCAGGCUUCUGAUGAAUGGAGGUUCGGAAGCUGAUCCUGCGAAACAAAGUGAGAAAUCGACUAACAAAACAGUUUUGGCUCAGAGAAAAGUUUUGGACCAUUUGCUAAUGCUAGGAGUUGAAAGUCAAUGGGCCUCUGUUGCCGUCCGCUGUGCAGCUUUUAGAUGCAUAGGUGAUUUAAUAUACGGACAUCGUCAGAAUCUCGACGCACUUGCAAGCAAAUUUCUUGGUGACGAGCCGCAAGUUGAGCCAGCUCUGAAUUCGAUUCUGCGAAUUAUCUUACGGACUUCUAGCACGCAAGAGUUCGUUGCAGCUGACUAUGUUUUCAAGAGCUUUUGUGAGGAAAAUACAGAUGGUCAAAAAGUGCUAGCGUCUACGUUAAUUCCUCAACCGUUGUCGUUGACCCAUGCUCCGUUUGAGGAGGAUGUUAAUAUGUCAUUUGGAAGCAUGCUUUUACAUGGUCUUGCCUUGAGCGAACAUGACGGUGACCUUGAGACUAGUUGCAGAGCGGCUAGUGUUCUUUCUUAUAUACUAAAGGAUAAUAUUCAAUGCAAGGAAAAGGUUUUAAAAAUCGAAAUCGAGUCACCAACACCUUCACUGGGAACCCCUGAACCUCUGUUGCACCGUAUGGUAAAAUACUUAGCUCUCGCCUUUUCCAAGAAGGGCAAAGACGUAAAAUCAACAAACUCAUACGUUCAACCGAUAAUAUUAAAACUACUCGUCACGUGGCUCUCUGAUUGCCCAAACGCUGUGCAUUCAUUCCUGGCUUCACGUCCACAUUUAACGUAUCUAAUCGAGUUAAUAUCAAAUAACGAUACGACCGUUUGCGUAAGAGGAUUAGCAGCCGUGCUUUUAGGCGAGUGCGUUAUUUUUAACAAGUCGAUCGAGUCGGGAAAAGACGCGUUUAGCAUUGUUGAUGCCAUAAGCCAAAAGAUCGGACUCACGUCGUACUUUCAAACGCUAGAGGAGAUGCAGAAAAGCUUCGUGUUUUCAUCUGCAAAACCAGCGACUAAAAUGAACGAUAAUAGUGUGCCGGAUGUUGAAGAUAUCGAGGAUGACGUGGCGAGUGACCCGAAAAACGAGGACCACCCUAUGCUUGCUGAAAUGUUUGACUCUCAGUUUGUCAACUUUAUUAAGAAUUUGGAAACUAGUAUUAGAGACGGGGUUGUGAAUCUUUACAGUCACCCAAAGAGCGAUGUGUCUGUCAUUCCUGCUGAGCUGGAACAGAGAAAAGAUGAAGCUGAUGUGGAUUAUAUCAAGCGGCUCAAAUUGUUUUUGGAGAAACAAUGCUCCGAAAUACAGGAUCUUCUAAACCGAAACACAGUAUUAGCGGAGGACCUAGCUAAAACGGGUGGAGGUAAUUCAUCGCAAACCGAACCUAGACCUAAUAGCGGCUCCGAAAGGGUCCAAAUAGAAAAACUAAAACGCAAUCUUCUAGAAGCAUCUCAACGUGUUGAUAUGCUCAAAAACGACAAUUCGAAGCUCGAAAACGAGGUUUCUUCUUACAAAACAUUAUCCGCAAAAAUCGAAAACGAUUUAAAAAGCUUGUCGGAUGCUUACAAUAGCCUAGAACAGGCAAACUACCAUUUAGAAAACGAAGUCAAAGCGUUGAAAAAUGGCGGGUCAACAAUGGGUUCGGGUUUGAAUAUCGAGGCUAUAAAAGCGGAAGCAAGGGAAGAAGCUCAGAAAGAGAGUGAAGCGGAACUCGGUGACCUGCUUGUUUGUUUGGGUCAAGAACAGAGUAAAGUCGAGAAGUUGAGUGCGCGGUUAAUGGAGUUGGGAGAAGAUGUUGAUGCGUUGCUUGAAGGCAUAGGUGACGAUAUGGGUGCUCCUGAUGACGACGAUGAUGAUGAGGAUGAAGAUAAUGAAAAGUGAUGUGUUGAGUGUUUACAGAAGUUUGAAUAUUUAACUUGAAAUUUGCAUAUUUCUUAGAAUUUGUGCUGUUCUGUUUAUGGUUUUAGAUUAGUGUGCACUAUUGAAAGUGGUGUAUAAUGGGGUUAUUUUGAGGUCAAAUUCUGUGAUGUUUGUGUCUUAUUUAUUCACAAGUGCUUGAUUGUAUUAUACAUCACUUCCAAUACUACUGAGAGAUG